Hyphopichia burtonii NRRL Y-1933 is the source of this 1314-nucleotide messenger RNA. RefSeq lists its product as uncharacterized. Bases 97 to 1314 code for a protein of 405 amino acids. The record is from RefSeq and is a predicted model, not a curated record. Gene Ontology annotation, biological process: regulation of peptide transport. Gene Ontology annotation, cellular component: membrane. The transcript has a single exon. Lineage: Eukaryota; Fungi; Ascomycota; Pichiomycetes; Serinales; Debaryomycetaceae.
UGGAAACCUCGUAAGGAACUCAACGGUGAAUGGUUAAACCAGGUAUUCAGAGAGAAAGGUCAAUCCUCGAGACAAUUAUAACGUGAACGAUACAGGAUGGCUAGGGUAAUGAACCUAGGGACUUACAUGGCAGAUUUUCUCCUGUCAUUUGUGACACCGGACCAUUUGCUUAGCUCGAGACAGAAAUGGGUUUUUGGAUUGGUGAACUUGAUUUCGGUAGUUAUCUUUUGGGUGCUUUCGUCAUUUUUGGUUAAUGACUUAUUGGAGUCGGAUAUUUAUAGAAAACCGUUUUUGAUAACAUAUAUCAAUACUAGCUGCUUUUGCUUUUACCUAAUUCCAUACUUUAGAUAUGAAGGAUUAUCAAUUCAAGAAUUUGUUAGUCGAAUGAAAUACGAUUAUCACCAGAUUCGCUUGAACCAUUUAGCAUCGCCUUCAUUAGAGGAAGCAAACGAAGAAGAGCAAACAGAACUUCGUGCUGAUUAUGGAUCUAACGAUGAUUUGGCAAGUACAAUGACCAAAAAUGAACCUGAACAAAUUAAUAUCUAUGAGACUUGUAAACUCUCAUUGCAAUUUGUAAUUUUAUGGUUUGGUGCUAAUUUGGUUACUAACGCAUCGUUAUCCUAUACUUCUGUUGCUCUGCAAACCAUUUUACUGUCAACUGCAUCAUUUUUCACCUUAAUUAUUGGAUACUUAUGUUCGAUUGAAAAAAUUAAUUCUCAAAAAAUUAUUGGUAUCAUUUUAAGUUUUAUUGGUGUUGUUAUAGUGACUAGAGUCGAUUCUUCUUCAAAUACAAAUAACCCUCCUGUUUUAUCCAGCCAUUAUUUGGUAAUAUGGGGGAAUUUAUUGGCCCUUUUAGGUGCCUUGAUUUACGGAAUUUAUACAAUUUUAUUAAAAUUUAAAAUAAUGGUUCCAAACAAUCCAAGUCUCGAGCGUAACUUGAAUACUCAUUUGUUCUUCGGUUUUGUUGGUGUAUUCUGUCUUAUUUUCAUUUGGCCAUUUAUAAUUAUACUUCACUUUACUAAUUUAGAACAUUUUCAAUUACCUCCUUCUUCUCGGGUUGUUGGAUUGAUUUUGAUAAAUGCCGUCAUUACAUUCAUAUCUGAUUUCUGCUGGUGCAAAGCUGUCUUAUUAACCAGUCCUUUAACUGUCACUGUGGGACUUUCUUUAACUAUUCCUUUGGCUAUGGUUGGUGAUUGGUUCAUAAAAGGUUUUGUCGUAAAUUAUACCUAUUUAUGUGGUGCUCUUAUCGUCACCAUUGGAUUUUUGAUCAUAAACAAAGAUGAAGAAAAUGACUUCACUACUCACGAAGACUAA